Fraxinus pennsylvanica is the source of this 984-nucleotide messenger RNA. NCBI's taxonomy places the organism in Eukaryota, Viridiplantae, Streptophyta, Magnoliopsida, Lamiales, Oleaceae. The record is from the annotation of a GenBank genome assembly.
AUGGAGAAGAAUUUCAUUAUUCUACUUUUCUGUUGCUUUAUUCAUUUUGCUUCUGCUCAACUGCGAGUUGGUUUCUACAGCUCUACCUGUCCACGAGCAGAACCAAUUAUUCAACAAUUGGUGCAGAAGCGGUUUGGCACUGAUCGAUCCAUUACUGCAGCAUUGCUUCGAAUGCAUUUUCACGACUGUUUUGUCAGGGGUUGUGAUGCAUCGAUACUUAUCGAUUCAACCAAGUCCACAUCUUCAGAGAAGGAUGCAGGACCAAACCUGACAGUGCGAGGAUACGAGCUCAUUGAUGAGAUAAAAAAGGCUCUCGAAGCUGCCUGCCCCUCCACCGUCUCCUGUUCAGAUAUCAUAACAGUGGCAACACGAGAUGCGGUUGCCUUAGCCGGAGGACCUCGUUACAAUGUACCAACUGGAAGGAGGGAUGGCCUCGUCUCCGACUCAGCAGAGGUGAAUUUACCAGGCCCCUCAUUGUCUGUGCCAGAAGCACUCCCAUUUUUCAGAGCAAAGGGGCUCACUUUGAAUGACAUGGUCACCCUUUUGGGAGCACACACAGUUGGAGUUGCACACUGUGGCUUCUUUCAAGACCGGCUUUCAAAUUUUCAGGGCUCCGGAACGCCUGAUCAGACGAUGGAUUCCGCGCUGGCUGCUAGACUCUUGAGGACUUGUGGAACAGCAUCAAGGCCGUUGAACAGGGGUCCAACGGUGUUCUUGGAUCAAAACACAUCAUUUAUAUUUGAUAAUCAGUUCUACAAUCAAUUACGCUCCAAGAAAGGAAUUCUGCAGAUUGAUCAGCAGCUCGCACUGGAUAGAUCCAGUGCACCAAUUGUAUCCAGUUUUGCAUCCAAUCCAAGUGCAUUUCAGCAGAAUUUUGCAAAUGCAAUGAUCAAGAUGGCCAAUAUUCAAGUUCUUGUGGGAAAAGCAGGAGAAAUUAGGAAAAAUUGUAGAAUUUUCAAUCCAAAGUCUCGUAAAGGUUUUUAA